Molecule: messenger RNA, 1306 nt
Organism: Drosophila bipectinata
Lineage: Eukaryota; Metazoa; Arthropoda; Insecta; Diptera; Drosophilidae
Source: RefSeq, a predicted model, not a curated record
AAUUUUCGUCAUGAAAAAAGAAACAGAUGGUAACAAAACACCGCCUGACGAACCACCACAGCAAGAGUUUCGAAGGCCUUCUGAUGGAGAUGGGAAAGGAGUACCAACUAGCCGAUACAUUAAAACUACUGAGGGCGCGGAAAGUUCGAAAUUUGAAAAGGUCGCAGUGGCCCUUUGCUGGAUGCUAGUCGUUUUGACAUUUCCCAUCUCCAUGUUGUUCUGCCUGUUAGUCGUCCCCGAGAAUCGCCGAAUCGUUGUCCUACGUUUGGGGCGCCUCAAGAAGGGCCUUCUCGGACCUGGUCUAGUUUUUUAUUUACCCUGCAUCGAUAGCCUUCACAAAGUGGACCUCCGCACCCGUGUGACAAACGUGAGGCCACAGGAUGUGCUUACCAAGGAUUCGGUGACGAUAACCGUCAACGCGGUUGUUUAUUAUUGCAUUUACAAUCCGAUUGACUCGAUUAUCCAGGUCGAUGAUUUCCGGCAGGCCACGCAAAUGAUUUCCCAAGUAACUCUGCGAAAUGUUGUGGGUUCCAAGACCCUCAAUAUCCUGCUUACUUCGCGGCAAGCCCUUUCCCGUGAAAUUCAGGUGGCGGUAGCUGGUAUCACAGCUCGUUGGGGAGUUCGGGUGGAGAGAGUGGAUGUGAUGGAUAUAGUUUUGCCACCAAGCCUGGAGCGUUCCUUGGCCAGCGAGGCGGAGGCUGUGAGAGAAGCGCGUGCCAAGAUUAUUUUGGCCGAAGGAGAACUUAAGGCCUCUAAAGCUCUCAAGGAGGCCUCCGAUGUGAUGUCAGAGAAUAGGAUCACUUUGCAAUUAAGACACCUACAGAUUCUUUCGUCGAUUGCCACAGAACGAAGAGUGAGAAUCAUCUACCCUAUCCCCCUGGAGAUUAUGGAGCCUUUUAUGAAGGAUGGAAAAAAAGGUGGUGAUGCAAACGAUGGUGAUGGAAAAGAUGGCAAUGACAAAGAUGGAGGUGCAAAUGAAACCGCUCCAAUUGCUGCCAACCAAUCUGGUGGAGGUGUUGCAAAAGAACCUGGUGGAGUAGGUGAAUCUCGUAGUCCAGAUGACUCUGCUCAUAACUGGCGGUCGGGCGCAGGAGCUCCGAGUACCAGUGGCCUGUUGUCUAAUAUGUUUUUUGGCGGGCCUAGAUUUCAACCAGACUUGGAGCCCAUAAGGUCCCAUGAAAGAGUUCAUCCUGAGCCCUCCAGCCCUGGACCAAGUAACUUCGUUCCAUGCUCUACGGACUUUAAGGAUGCUACGGAGACAAGCACUAAGCAGACAAGAAGUAUUUCCCAACCACCAAGUAUAUAA